Messenger RNA from Lolium perenne, 581 nucleotides. RefSeq lists its product as uncharacterized. NCBI's taxonomy places the organism in Eukaryota, Viridiplantae, Streptophyta, Magnoliopsida, Poales, Poaceae. The record is from RefSeq and is a predicted model, not a curated record.
GGUCGAUUCGUGUUUGUGUCGUAUUGAAGUGGGGUGGAGUCCGACUUUGACUUGUUCGCACCAACCUAUUUAAGUCCCACGAUUCGUGAGGGUCGGAGUAUACCUGUUGUUUUGCAAGGCAAUCAAUCGUCCACCUACAAGAUCAUCAUCAUCGAGACAGGACAGGAGAGCUAGCAAAGACAUGGCGGCGGCGUUGGGUCGUCUGGUGCUGCCGACGAUCAGCCGGCGACUCGCUUCCCCACAGCCCAUCCCCUCCUUCGCCGGCACCGGCAAGGCCGCCCAGGGUCGCCAGGCGGAGAAGUGUACGAGUCUACGAUCAUACAGCUCAGAGGCUGCCGCGCGCGAAGCACGCAAAGAGCGGCUGAUGUACGAACAUGCGCGGGCCGAUUUACUCUUGAAUCUCCCGAUUUGGGCAGGCGCCGCGCUGUUCUGCUAUGGGUUCUUCUACCGCGAUCACAACCGUAAGGUCGAAGAAAGGACUAGUAGGUCAUCAUCCGAUGUUGAGUACGUAGCAGACUGGGAUCAGAAAAAGCAAUGAAUUGCAGCUACGUUGAUGAGUCGAAUAGCUGGACACACGAGAC